CGAGCGACGCCGCACCGCCACGAUCAAUUAAUUCCUAAAACGCGUCGGUCGAUUUGGCAACGCGUCUUCACCUUCAUGAAGCCUCUCUCCCUCUACCUCUUACCUCUCUCAUACAACACCUGGGCUGACAAUGCAUCAAUCUCGCCAUGUCUGCACUAGACAACAUACCCGGCAGCCUACUCCGGAAGCCUUCGGGCAAGCCGGAGGACGAAGUUGUGAGGACGCCCUCGAACUAUAAGCCGCUGCGCUCCUUCUGGCUCGACAAGGAUAAGCCAUACAAGCAGCAAUUCGCCGAUAUGUACUUCCUGCGCCUCACCAAGAUCAAACCGGCCGUGGAGCAGAUAGCCGCUGUUGACUGGAAGGAGAUGGUCAUCGGCGACGAGCCCGUCAAGAAGGUCGAACGAGUGCUGGAUAUCCGACAAGGCGAGCUGUGUUGGGUUACAGGUACUGUCUUCAUGGACAUGCCCUUAAAGCCCAACAUUCUAGAGGACGUCUCUAAGGAUCGAUGGCUCUCGGCGCCGAUCUCGGAUAAGAAGUACUUUUCGGAAGAUGGUCUGGAUUCUGUCGCGCUCGAGGACGAAUCGGGUCGCAUACGCCUCGUGGGGGAUGUGCUGAAAUCUAUCAUCCUCGUUACCGGGUGCAUCAUCGCGGUUAUGGGAACCGAAAAUGUCAACGGCGACCUGGAGGUGAUUGACCUAAAGUUCCCAGAUCUACCCCCGCAGCCGGGUCGAUGGACUCUAUCUACGCCUCCGGCUACGAACGACAGCGCGGGGCGUGUCAAGGCGAAGCCGGAGGACGAAGAUGCCGAGAUGACGGAUUCUCAAUCCGAGGGGAGCCGGGGCAAAAUCGCCAUCGUCUCUGGUCUGGGGUUCUCGGGGAGCGACGCGUCGCACGCUAUCGAGCUCGACCUGCUACUCGAAUACCUGCUGGGGGAGUCUUUGGACCCCGCCGCGCAGCAGGAGCUGUCGCAGAUAAGCAGGCUGAUCAUUGCCGGGAAUUCGAUCUCGGUCGAGGAGCGGAGCGCGCCCGAAGACGAGCCGGCGGAGAAGCGGGCGCACAAGAAGUACGGGUACGAUAGCAGCUCCUACAACGCGCUACCGUCCCAGCUGCUCGACGAGUUCCUCUCCGCCCUGCUGCCCACCCUGCCGGUCACCCUGCUCCCCGGCGCCCACGAUCCCGCCAACGCCAGCUACCCCCAGCAGCCGAUACACCCGGCCAUGUUCCCGAAUGCGAGGUCCUACGCGGCGAGGCCCGGCUCUUCAGACGUCGGCUGGUUCGACACGGUGACGAACCCGUGGGAGGGAGAGAUCGAGGGGUGGAGGGUGCUGGGCACUGGCGGCCAGAACGUGGACGACAUAUUCAAGUACGUCAACAGCGACGACCGCUUGGGCAUGAUGGAGGCCAUGUGUAGGUGGCGCUGCAGCGCGCCAACAGCGCCCGACACGCUCUGGAGCUACCCGUUCCAGGAUGACGAUCCAUUCGUCAUGGAGUCGUGCCCGCACCUGUUCUUCGUCGGCUGCCAGCCCGAGUUCGGCACCAAGGUCAUCGAGGGCCCCGACGGGCAGACCACGCGGCUCAUCGCCGUCCCGUCCUUCUCGGCCACGCAGGAGGUGGUGCUGGUGGACUCCGAGACCCUCGAAGUGACCAGGGUCAAGAUCGCCGCCGUCUAGCGGACGGCGCGGUAGACGGGUGGAGGGGGCGGGCGCCCCGGCCAGGUUUUCUGUCGUUGUCGCGUGGGCGUAUAAACAGCUUGGCAUGGCAUGGCAUGACAUACUAGCAUAGCACGGGAGUUGAACGGGGCGAUUCGGAAAUACCUAUAGACCAGAAAAACUCGAAUAUACUCUUCGCCGAUACGAUAUCUGCUUCCCAUAACCGGUUGUCGAGAACGAAGGCGAGAGAAAACUAGUCAAGGAGGCCGUGAUGUUGGCGGAGCUCUUAAUGGCCGGUCACAAGAUGAUAUAUACCAUAGUGAAAAGAGCACGACGACGCCUAGUCAAGGCUUCUCACCUCCCGUCAAAGGGGCCGGUAAUGAAAUCCGCC
Messenger RNA from Durotheca rogersii, 2040 nucleotides. RefSeq names its product DNA polymerase alpha/epsilon subunit B-domain-containing protein. The record is from RefSeq and is a predicted model, not a curated record. The coding region runs from base 147 to 1670 and encodes 507 amino acids. The transcript is spliced from 4 exons. Gene Ontology annotation, molecular function: DNA binding. Gene Ontology annotation, cellular component: delta DNA polymerase complex. Gene Ontology annotation, biological process: DNA strand elongation involved in DNA replication; DNA replication. NCBI's taxonomy places the organism in Eukaryota, Fungi, Ascomycota, Sordariomycetes, Xylariales, Xylariaceae.